Messenger RNA from Paraglomus brasilianum, 156 nucleotides. The record is from the annotation of a GenBank genome assembly. NCBI's taxonomy places the organism in Eukaryota, Fungi, Glomeromycota, Glomeromycetes, Paraglomerales, Paraglomeraceae.
CCUGCGAAGCUGUCAUUCAAUACUUCGUACGCUUUCCAAUGCCUGGUGCUGUAUGAUAACGAACUCUUACCUUCGACAAAGCCAUUCAAGUUUUCAUCCGAUGGCGGAACUAUCCUUUCUAGCAGCGUCAUACUGACCGAGCUAUCCGCACUAUAG